Messenger RNA from Didymodactylos carnosus, 1629 nucleotides. NCBI's taxonomy places the organism in Eukaryota, Metazoa, Rotifera, Eurotatoria, Philodinida, Philodinidae. The record is from the annotation of a GenBank genome assembly.
AUGUCGAAUGAGAUACCAUCUCCUAGUAAAAAAUCGCCACCGGACUAUACAAAAUUUUUAAAACAUUUUGAACAAUUUAAUGAUAAUGAACAAUUGAAUAUUGUUGAAGAUUUAUUGAAGCGUAUGCAUCAUCAUCAAUUAGGAAAAAUUAAUCAAUUUUUAUUUCCUAUGUUACAACGUGAUUUUAUUGGACAAUUAGCUGGUAGAGGACUUGAAGCUAUAGCCGAAAAAAUUCUCAGUUAUUUAGAUGAUAAAUCAUUGACAUCAACAGAACUUGUUUGUCGAGAAUGGUUUCACGUUGUUUCACAAGGUAUGAUAUGGAAAAAAUUAGUUGAACGAAAAGUAAUGAGUGAUACAUUAUGGCAUUGUUUAUCGAAACGAUGUGGUUGGUCACGUUAUCUAUUUCGUCAAUUGUUACAAAAUGGUGAAUUCCAAAAAACACAUGAAUUUUAUCGUCAGUUAUAUCCACGAAUAUGUAAAGAUAUCGAACAAAUUGAAACAAAUUGGCGAACGGGAAAUUUUGUAUUACAAAAAAUUCAAUGUCGUUCACAGAAUAGUAAAGGUGUCUAUUGUUUACAAUAUGAUGAUGAUAAAAUAGUUAGUGGAUUAAGAGAUAAUACAAUUAAAAUAUGGGAUAGAAAAACAUUAGAAUGUACAAAAGUAUUGACAGGACACAAUGGAAGUGUACUAUGUUUACAAUAUGAUGAAAAAGUGAUUAUUACCGGUUCAAGUGAUUCAACCAUACGUGUAUGGGAUAUUAAAACUGGUGAAUUAUUAAAUACAUUAUUACAUCAUUGUGAAGCCGUAUUACAUUUACGAUUUAUGGAUGGAACAAUGAUUACAUGUUCGAAAGAUCGUUCAAUAGCUGUUUGGAAAAUGAAUUCACCAUCGGAUAUCACAAUACGUCGUGUACUUGUUGGACAUCGAGCUGCUGUUAAUGUUGUCGAUUUUGACGAUAAAUACAUAGUGAGUGCAAGUGGCGAUCGCACAAUCAAAGUAUGGUGUUCGACAAUGUGUGAAUUUGUUCGAACACUACUGGGUCAUAAACGCGGUAUUGCCUGCCUGCAAUAUCGAGAUAAAAUAGUUGUAAGUGGUAGUUCAGACAAUACAAUUCGUAUAUGGGAUAUUGAUUGUGGCGAGUGUUUGAGAAUAUUAGAAGGUCACGAUGAAUUAGUGAGAUGUCUUCGAUUUGAUUCAAAACGUAUAGUGAGUGGUGCAUACGAUGGUAAAAUAAAAAUAUGGGAUUUACAACAAGCACUCGAUCCACGUUCACCAACAAGUUCUUUAUGCAUUAGAACAUUAACAGGACAUUCCGGUCGCGUAUUUCGUUUACAAUUUGAUGAAUUUCAAAUUUUUAGUAGUUCACAUGAUGAUACAAUAUUACAAUUUAGUUUUUUAAAUUUGACAAGUACAGAUACACUAACAACAACAAAUACAUCAUCUAUGUCCGACGGAUCUCAUCAUCAACAAUCAGUUCCACCACUUUUACCACUACUUUCUGUCUGUUCUGUUGAUUCAGUUGAUAUUGUACAAACACCAACGACACCGUCCAAUUUAUUGUCGUCAGAUACGGUUAGUAGUUUGACUAAUAAUCUCGAAGCACAAACUUCAACCAUAUCAAAAUCGUGA